Eucalyptus grandis is the source of this 1215-nucleotide messenger RNA. Its product is annotated as EPIDERMAL PATTERNING FACTOR-like protein 5. Lineage: Eukaryota; Viridiplantae; Streptophyta; Magnoliopsida; Myrtales; Myrtaceae. Gene Ontology annotation, biological process: stomatal complex development; guard cell differentiation. The coding region runs from base 332 to 709 and encodes 125 amino acids. The transcript has a single exon. The record is from RefSeq and is a predicted model, not a curated record.
CUCUCUCUCUCUCUCUAUCUAAAUUUUUAGGGUCUUUUCUUCCUUCUCGUUUCUUGAUCAGCAUUUCUUUAUAUUAUAUGAUAUAUUUCAUCAGAUCUUUUUGAUGAUGAUGAUGGUGGUGGUGCUGCGUCUCCUCUUCUUCUUCUUCCUGUCUUUGACUUCAAUCCCCACAACACACAAGCGCACGCUCACCCUGCAAUAGUACCACUUCCCCUCUCUCUUUCUCUCUCUUAUUUACUUCAAGAACCUCCGACGGUCUCCUCCCUCCCUCCCCUCUCUCUCUCUCUCUCUCUCUCUCUCCGCCGCUUACCGGGGCACCUCUGCUCCGGCAAUGAGCACGCCGCGCCACCGCCGGCAUCCCUCGACGGCCGCCCUCACGGCCCUCGCCUUCCUGCUGUUCGCCUCCGCGUCCGCCGCCAUCUCCGUCACGCGACAGGCCAUGGCGGCGGCAAGGAUCCCGGGCCGGCGCCGCCGGCGCGCCAGUAACCGCAAGAUCGCCUACAAUUCUUGGCCGCUGGCGGAGCCGCCGUCCCCGAGGCGGCUCCUGGCGGGGCCGGGGUCCUCGCCGCCGACGUGCAGGGGCAAAUGCGGGCGGUGCUUGCCGUGCAAGGCGGAGCACGUGCCGAUCCACCCCGGCCUGAGCCUGCCGCUCGAGUACUACCCCGAGGCCUGGCGCUGCAAGUGCGGGAACAAGCUCUUCAACCCUUGAUCAGUUUCCCAAGAAAAUCAAGAACAAGAAGAAGAAGAAGGAAGAAGAUGACGAAGCCGAUGGUGAUGGUGAUGAUGAUGUUGUGGAAAACAGACGAUGUCGUCUCGAUGUCCUCGUUCUUCUUCUGCUUCGGAUUGCGAUUUGGCGGUCAGUUUCUUUUUGGUCUCUUUUCUUGGGUUUCGCCCGCUUGUGUAUAGGAUGAUGAUUGAUUUUUUUGGGGGAUGGGGAUGAUUAUGAGGAAAGCAAAGCUGGGGGUGUCGUUGGGAUUAUAGCUUAUUUAGCUCUCUCACUCUCAGUCUCAUGUGAAGCGGAGAGAGACUCUCUCAGUCUCUCUCUCAAUCAUAGUUUCUCUCUCUUUUGUUUCCUUUUGUUUCUUUUGUUUUUUUUUUUUUUUUUUUGGGUGGAGGUGGUUCUGACUUUACAUUAAGAUGGGGUGCGAGGUUAUUAUGGGGACAAGAUGGGAAGCACACAGACAUGUAGUUAUAACAUGAGCUUCUCUCUCCCCC